CUGACGUUUCUGUUUACCUGUGAAAGUGUGAAGUGUGAACUUUGCCUGAAGCGGGCAAGAAUUGAAAUGCGUGUUGACAUUUGUGACAUGUUAUCCCAAUGUUGUGAUGGGUUAUACGACGUAUGUUGUAGCUUGUUUGUUGGCUAUUGUUCCACUGAUUGGGGAUUUUGUGGUUAAUGCAAGUGACAACCGAUUAGCCAAGUCAUUAUCAGACAAUUUAACUCAUGGAGUAAUUGGUUUUUUAACAUGGUUGUUGGUGUGCGUUCAUUAUGCACACGUAUCAGCCUACGUUUUAUUAGCUGAGUCUGCUGCUUGUUGUUUGGCAGUGUGGGGCGGCGAAGAAGUUGCAGCUUCUGCAAUUGAUGUUGAUCAUUUUGUAGCAGCAAGAUCCGUGUAUCUUGAGAAUGCUUUACAAUUGAAGUCUCGUCCAUUCCUGCACUGCACAUCAAUACCAUUAUUAGUUUUUGGAAUAGGAGUAGUUGUUGGUUAUGUACUGAAAUACUCUAUGAUGAAAAGAUAUUCAUGGUUACUUAUUGCAGCAUUACUCAGUCAUCACAUUAGAGAUUCUACUAGACGGGGCUUGUGGCUUUGGCCCUGUGGUACAACUUACCCAUUACCAUAUUAUUUAUAUGUAAUUAUUACUGUACUGAUACCAUUCUUAAUUGUAGCUGGAAUGAAACUGACAGAUACCACUUACAAUUAUGAUACAAUAAGUGUAUAGUACUGGUUAUCAAGUUCUAGAAGAGAUUUGUUACUCUGUUUUAAAACUUUGAUAUCAAUACUAAUGUCCAGAAUUGCAAACAUCACUGCCAAAUUGUCGUCUUCUAUCUCUGACUCUGCGUUAUUGUUGUAACUUUCAUACUUUCUCUGAAAUACUGGGAUUUAGAUAAGAAUAUGCACUAUCAUCAUUAUUGUGUAAAAAAAAGUGAGUAGUGUGUUGAAAUAUAUAUUUUGCUUUAUAGUUUAGUUUCCUGAACUUUGGAAUGAGUAGAUCUGAAUUCCUAAAAUUAGUACUAAUACAGUAAAAAUAAAUUUGAGAACUAUUUACUUGUGGGGAAACAGCCCUGGUGGGUGUUGUUGCCUAAACUGUAUACAUGGAAAGCUUACAUAUAUGUUUGGUCUUCUUUCGUCUGUCCUUUAUUAGAAGUGCCCAAAGUAUGUAAGUAAAUAUUUUCUUAGAACUUUACUUUAUGCCUAACUUAGAUCAGGAUAAAUGAUAGAUUCUCUUUUAUGAUACUCUCAAAGAGGAAAGAUGAUAGUGCAGUUUGAGAAGUUUGCUUUGCCAAAGGGUAUAAAGAAGUAUUCACUCUUUCACAUUCACUAUCCUUGGAACAGUAUGACUAGAUUCCAUCCAUGAGUCAUUCUGGGUCCCCAAAGUUAUCAUUAAGCACUAAAGUGCCAGUGCCACUAAAUGCUAUACCAACUACACGUGUCAAUGUGUGUGCUGUGAUGACUGCACAUGAUGCUUCAAUGCUCUCUUGUAGAACCUUCACUGUAGUUUGCAGUUGUUAAGAAAUUUCAGACAUGAUCUUCCAUUGUUAGAAAUGUGGAUGUGAGGCCUGUAGUGUGUGGCAGGCAAAAGGCAUUUUUUAUCUAUCCAUUGAUGUGAGUCAAUGUUAGCAGUGUGCAUCAUUAUCAUCAUCAUCUUGUUAUAGAUAAAAUUUCUCGUCUCCUAAAAGUGAUGGAAUAAUGGAGAAAAAUCAAUAUUUGGAGCAUAUUAAGAUACACCUCACCAGUUACAGUACAUUUAAACAACUGGUCAAUGAAACCAUGUGAUGAUGAACAACAUAGUGAUCCCCUGUCAGAUGCACUUCAAUACCCACAAGAAUGUGUGUGUCUACAAGAUCAGAGAUCACAUAUUUAUGAUAGUUUACACCUCAUCAGACAUACCACUUUUAUUAUUUCUUUAAAACCCUUCAUCCUUGUGAUUUAGAUUUCCACACUAACCACAAUACUGAAACAUUUAGUCCAGGCUGUGCUUGUUCAUAACAGUAAGUAGUUUUGAAAUGAGCAAUUCAUUUUACACCUUUUACAGUUGGUUGUUUCUUCUGAUUGCCAUACUCCACAUUUGUGUGCAUGCUGAUUCACAGAUUUUUCAGUGUUUGUGUAAAUUGGUGGAAUACAACACUGGUAGCUGAAUUUAGUUCUUUUGUUUUCUCCUGUAUCUUCACUUAUUCACAUCAGUAACAGGACUAUUAGCUUCAAAUUUAUUCCAAAUGUAGGUAAUUAUUUGAACAGGUGGAUGACGGAUGACUAAAAAUUUUGGUAUUUCAGUUGCAUUUAUUUAUUUUCAGACUCCCAGUAGCACUUCAGCACAGCCUUGUGGUAAUCAAUUUAAAACCUUAUUUAGCCAUUCUUGUUCCAAUGUCGCCUUCUCACAAUGUGAAUGUAAGUCGUGACACACACCAUUGAUUGGAAAAGAACUGAACUAUAUUUCCAUGCAGGAGUCAUACUCCAUUUGAAUCUAAUUCAAAUAAGCUAAUUAUUAGAGAAUUAGUUCAGGUUCUUUUUCAUUAAGAAAUACUGUCUGAAUCCUCUGCUCUAUAAUGCAAAGUUAAUAUACCUAGAAAGAAAUUGCUAAGAGGACACUAUAACAUUCCAACAUAUUGAUUUCCAACAUUAUCGGAUUAUGCACAGCACAUUCCUAACUACCCCUGAUGCUCCUUUGAUUGUACAGAAAUGA
Schistocerca gregaria is the source of this 2683-nucleotide messenger RNA. RefSeq names its product transmembrane protein 267. Bases 107 to 721 code for a protein of 204 amino acids. NCBI's taxonomy places the organism in Eukaryota, Metazoa, Arthropoda, Insecta, Orthoptera, Acrididae. The transcript has 3 exons. The record is from RefSeq and is a predicted model, not a curated record.